CCCGGUGCCAAAAAACACGAGUUCCUCACAAGCGUCCUGGACGCGCUGUCCACAGACAUGGUCCAUGCUGUCUCUGACCCUUCCUCCUCCUCUGGCAGGCUCUCAGAACCCGAUCCCAGCCACACCCUGGAGGAGAGAGUGGUGCACUGGUAUUUCAAACUUCUUGAUAAAAACUCCAGUGGGGACAUCGGCAAGAAGGAAAUCAAACCCUUCAAGAGAUUCCUUCGGAAAAAGUCAAAACCCAAAAAGUGUGUGAAGAGGUUUGUUGAGUACUGUGACGUGAACAACGACAGAUCCAUUUCGGUGCAAGAGCUCACGGGCUGCCUGGGCGCCACCAGGGAAGAGAGCAGAGCCGACACCAAGAAGCGCCACACCCCUAGAGGUAAUGCUGAAAGCACUUCUAACAGACAGCUGAGGAAGCAGGGCUGAAUUCUCCCACCCCCGAGGCAGUCCCUGGACACGUGGGACACUCCUCACCAGUGCA
Galeopterus variegatus (Sunda flying lemur) is the source of this 484-nucleotide messenger RNA. Its product is annotated as SPARC-related modular calcium-binding protein 2-like. The record is from RefSeq and is a predicted model, not a curated record. The transcript has 4 exons. Gene Ontology annotation, molecular function: heparin binding; extracellular matrix binding; calcium ion binding. Gene Ontology annotation, biological process: extracellular matrix organization. Gene Ontology annotation, cellular component: basement membrane. The coding region runs from base 58 to 429 and encodes 123 amino acids. Lineage: Eukaryota; Metazoa; Chordata; Mammalia; Dermoptera; Cynocephalidae.